This is a messenger RNA of Xenopus laevis (African clawed frog), 2698 nucleotides long. It is a transcript of the gene slc30a5.L, whose product is annotated as solute carrier family 30 (zinc transporter), member 5 L homeolog. The transcript is spliced from 16 exons. Gene Ontology annotation, cellular component: lateral plasma membrane; membrane; cytoplasmic vesicle. Gene Ontology annotation, biological process: intracellular zinc ion homeostasis; monoatomic cation transport; transmembrane transport. Lineage: Eukaryota; Metazoa; Chordata; Amphibia; Anura; Pipidae. Gene Ontology annotation, molecular function: monoatomic cation transmembrane transporter activity; metal ion transmembrane transporter activity; zinc ion transmembrane transporter activity. Bases 262 to 2589 code for a protein of 775 amino acids. The record is from RefSeq and is a predicted model, not a curated record.
AUUUGGUGACAUCAGCAGGUCAGGUGACUGUGACGGGGCCUGAUCGUGUGAGACCGUCUAGUUGGCUGUGCUGAAGUGUGUGUAGAAGACAGUGCAGAAGUAUGUGUCCCUGUUGGCAGUGGGUGCGCUGCAGCUUGACUGGUGGUCACUUCCGGGUGUAGCCUGCCCUCCGGUGUCUGUAUAGAUGAAGCUGUAGCGUUGUUCUGGUGGAAGCCUUGCCCUCAGCUCCAGCUGCUGUAGGAGGGAGAGAGACUCGCAGACAUGGAGGAGAAGUACAGCAACAACGUCAUGAGCAGCGGCCGCCUGGGGCCAGUGGAUGCCCCAGAGUCCAGGUUAACCCGAUACAUUGUGCUCCUGUGCUUCACAAAGUUUUUGAAGGCUCUUGGAAUAUUUGAAUCCUAUGAUCUAUUAAAAGUGGUCCACAUAGUACAGUUUAUCUUUAUAUUAAAACUAGGUUCUACAUGUUUCUUGGUUUUGUUUCAAAAGCCAUUUUCGUCUGGAAAAACGAUUACAAAACGGCAGUGGGUCAGUAUUGUAAAACAUGCUUUUGUAAGCUGCAUAAUCUCACUCCUGUGGUUCUUUGGUCUGACGCUCUGUGGUCCACUAAGGACCUUGCUGCUGUUUGAACAUAGCGACAUUGUAGUCGUUUCAUUGCUCACUGUGCUUUUUACUGGAUCUGGAGGAGGACCGUCAAAGACUCGAGGAGCUGCAUUUUUCAUUAUUGCUGUUAUAUGCUUGCUUCUUUUUGAUAACGACGAUCUCAUGGCGAAAAUAGCCGAGCACCCUGAAGGGCACCAUGACAGUGCACUCACACACUUCAUGUACCGAGCUUUUUCCCUCUUGGGAGUUGCUGACCAUAAGGGAGGAGUACUGUUGCUUGUGUUGGCUCUAUGUUUCAAUGUUGGUUUUCACACAGCUUCCAGAAAGCUCUCUUUAGAUAUUGGCGGUGCCAAACGUCUUCAGGCUUUGUCUCACCUUGUCUCUGUAAUAAUACUGUGCCCAUGGGUCAUCAUCCUUUCUGCAACUACUGAGAGCAAAGUAGAGUCCUGGUCUGCACUCAUAAUGCCUUUUAUGACUGUCAUUUUUGCUGUCAUGAUUAUGGAUUUCUAUGUGGAAUCUGUUUGUUCGGUUAAAAUGGAGCCAUCAAAAUGUGCACGUUAUGGGUCCUUCCUCAUUUUUACUAGCGCACUGCUGUUGGGUAAUUUCUGGACCCAUCCAAUAACUGACCAGCUUCGGGCCAUGAAUAAGCCUGCGCACCACCAAAGUACUGAACAUGUGCUUUCUGGAGGUGUAGUGGUCAGUGCCAUCUUCUUCAUUCUGUCUGCACAAAUCUUGGCAUCCUCUUCAAGGAAAGGACAGAAGGGCACGCUGGUGGGUUACUCCCCUGAGGGCACACCGCUGUAUAACUUUAUGGGAGAUGCUUUGCACAGCACUUCCCCCUCCAUGCCCAGGUUCCUGAAAGAUUCACUGAAGCAAAUCCUGGAAGAGUACGACUCCAGACAGAUCUUCUAUUUCCUGUGUCUGAAUCUGGCUUUCACGUUUGUGGAACUCUUCUAUGGCGUGUGGACCAAUAGUCUGGGCUUAUUAUCUGACGGAUUCCACAUGUUGUUUGACUGCUCUGCAUUAGUGAUGGGCCUUAUUGCUGCAUUAAUGACUCGCUGGAAAGCAACCCGAAUCUUUUCAUACGGGUAUGGCCGGGUAGAAAUUCUGUCUGGAUUUAUCAAUGGUCUGUUUCUGAUGGUUAUAGCAUUUUUCGUGUUUAUUGAGGCGGUGGCCAGGAUAUUUGACCCUCCAGAUAUCAAUACAGACAUGCUUACUCCUGUCUCAGUUGGAGGACUGAUCGUAAACCUUGUCGGUAUCUGUGCUUUUAGCCAUGCCCAUUCCCAUGGGGCUUCUCGAGGAGGGUGUCCUUCUCAUGAUCAUGGCCAUUCUCACCAUGGACACAGUCAUGGGCACAACCACUCACAUAGUGACCAUGGACAUGCCCAUAACCAUGGACAUACCCACAAUCAUGGACACUCUCAUGGGUCUGCUGGAGUUGGGAUGAAUGCAAAUAUGAGAGGUGUAUUCUUACAUGUAUUGGCAGAUACGCUUGGAAGCGUUGGAGUCAUUGUAUCCACCAUCCUGAUUCGACAGUUCGGCUGGCUCAUUGCAGACCCCUUAUGCUCACUAUUCAUUUCUGUAUUAAUAUUUGCCAGUGUUCUGCCUUUGCUUAACGAUGCCUGCCAGGUGAUUCUUCUGAGGAUACCACAAGAAACUGAAAAAGGAGUAAACAUUGCCCUUGAAAAGAUUUCUAACAUUGAUGGUCUAAUCUCCUACCGGGAUCCACAUUUCUGGCGCCAUUCUGCCUCUCUUGUUGCAGGGACUAUACAUGUUCAGGUGAUGUCGGAUGUUGUAGAGCAGAGGAUCAUCCAGCAGGUAACGUCCAUUCUAAAGGAUGCCGGAGUCAAUAACCUCACUGUACAAGUGGAGAAAGAAGCUUACUUCCAGCAUAUGUCUGGCCUUAGUACCGCAUUCCAAGAUGUCCUUGUCAUGACCAAACAGAUGGACACUAUCACAUACUACAAGGAUGGGACUUAUAUCAUGUGACCGAAAUCAUCCAACAGUAUUCAUCCGCCUUUUGUCCAGGGAAUAUAAACACACAGACUUGUACAUAAUUGUACAGAUAUCAGACUUUCUAUAGAUUUGGAUUUUAUAA